AUGACGGAAGCCGCGCGCCAAUACGUUCCUUUGACCUGCCAUGGCCACUCGCGACCUGUACCCCAUCUCUGCUUCUCGAGCUUGGAGAAGGAUGGGCAAUAUUUCAUGAUCUCGGCUUGUAAGGACGGGAACCCCAUGCUGCGCGAUGGCACGACGGGCGAUUGGAUUGGGACAUUCAUCGGCCACAAAGGCGCAGUCUGGCAGGCCAGACUGAGCCCGGACAUCAACAAUGCGGCCACCGCUUCGGCCGACUUCACCGCAAAGAUUUGGGACACGCAUACGGGCGAAGUCCUUUACACUCUGCAGCACGACCAUAUUGUCCGCGCCGUCGCCUAUCCGCCCGAUAACUCCGACCUCGUUGCGACGGGAGGCCACGAGAAGAAGCUGCGUGUCUUUGACCUGACCGAGUACAACCGAAGUAACGCCCUUAGUCAGAACGGUCACGGGCAAAACGGCGCGUCGCGGCCCGAGCCCAUCACCAUUCCCGCAUCGUCGGGCCACGAGAUUGGCGAAGGCGUCCACAAGGACUCGAUCAAGUCCAUCAUCUGGACGCAGAACCCGAGCAUCAUUGUCACCGCGUCUAAUAAGACUUUGCGAUGGUUCGACCUGCCCACAAAACAGGUGAUCCGUGAGGAGGUCCUGGAUGGCGAGAUCAAAUCGUGCGAGCUGGUAUCCCUGGCGCCGGAAUACACGUCGUCUACCGACAUCGGCGGCGGCAUGCCUGUUCUGGCGGUGUCUGCCGGUCGGUGGGUGUACUUUUGGGGCGGACCCAAUGCCAUGGACGAGCUCAAGCGAAUGGACAUGAAACACGGCGUGGCGAGCGUCGGUCUCGAUCUCAAGGGAAGGAAGGUCGUGGUUGGGGAGGAGCCCGGCACAUGGGCCAAGGUCUGCCGCUGGGACGAUGGCAGCGACAUUGAAACCCACAAGGGCCACCAUGGCCCCAUCUGGUCGGUGGUGUUCUCGCCCGAUAACAAGCUGUAUGCGACGGGAUCGGAGGACGGAACCAUCAAGAUGUGGAAGAAUUGUGAAGGCCCUUAUGGGUCGACUGCGUCUGAGCUCUAUUGGCGGGACUACCCUUGCCGCGACGACACACCUGGAAGCAGCCGUGUCUCGUCGCACGGGACAGUGCUGUGCGGAGGCGGUGGUUUGGAGUGUCUCGAGUAUGGUCAAACCGACAGCAACCGGAAACCCAGAUGCAGCACUCAUCCGUACGUCGUACACACGCAGCACGCACACCGCGCAUCGUCAAACGCAGCGAACAUGUUACAUGAGGGUAUCAAUUGUGGCAGACAACAUCCAGGAACUAGGAAAGCUGCGACUACGUACUUGCACCGUAAGGGUUCCCCGUUUUCGCUCGAUUCGUCCGGCCUAUCUAACGACGGGCUCGUUCGCUUCAAGAAGACGGAUACGCCGUCAUCAAUUGAUUCCGUCGCGGCUUGGGAUACCAGGAGAGACGACGGGAACUGCGUGACGUCGAACUUGACGUUGUCUACCGGGACGGUCGGCGACAUGCCUUUUGUUGACGAACAGCCGAAGGCCACAAGCUACGACGGAUGUCUCAGUCAGCUCUCUUGUGACGUCGUUUCUGUGACGGCGGAGAAGUUCCAGGGUGCGGCUGUGGAUGAUGAGUGCUCGACUCUUGUCGGAUCGGGCGACGUCUUUACUGAUGAUGCGGGAAGGGACAUUCUGGAUGGAGAGUUCCAGGGCCAGGGUCAACCCCCGUUGGCCCUGCACCCACGAUGA
Sodiomyces alkalinus F11 is the source of this 1743-nucleotide messenger RNA. RefSeq names its product WD40 repeat-like protein. Gene Ontology annotation, biological process: spliceosomal snRNP assembly. The transcript is spliced from 6 exons. Bases 1 to 1743 code for a protein of 580 amino acids. Gene Ontology annotation, cellular component: SMN complex. NCBI's taxonomy places the organism in Eukaryota, Fungi, Ascomycota, Sordariomycetes, Glomerellales, Plectosphaerellaceae. Gene Ontology annotation, molecular function: protein binding; RNA binding. The record is from RefSeq and is a predicted model, not a curated record.